AUGGUCGUCGAACUGUAAACAGUUUUGUUGUGUUGAUAAAUGUUAAAAUAAACAGUGAUUGUUCAGGCUUUUUUUAUUUAUUAUAUUAAAGUUCUUCUCUAUAAUAAUUUAAAAAUGUUUUCUUCCAAUAAAUUUCGUUGUUAGGCUUAAGCUAGAUAAGGUACAAGAUGGAGUUUCAAUUUAUUAUUUUUCUUCUAUUGUUUGUGCUACAAUAUGUUUCUGGACAUUAUCAGUUAUGCGAAAAUAAUACGAAGGUAACACGCAGCUGUACGACACAGAUUCUUGGUGCUGGUCAUUCCGAUGUCAAUUCAUGCAAAGUGGAAUAUAUCCCACCAAACAGUGCUGACUGCAUUGACAGCUUUGGCCCAAUGUCCUCAAACUCCCACAUCGGUGGGGUUAAGCUUAAGCCCUACAUACUGCCAGUCGUGCAUCACGACUAUAGGUCUUACUACUCCGUCAAUUAUACAGUACUGAACAUCACGUUUAGCAAUAUAAAAUGGAAAACAAUGAAAUUCCGGUUCCAAAACCACAAGAAUGUGGAGAGCCACUGCAGAAACAUAGUGAUAUCCAACGAGGUGACCAUUAACGAUCAGUCAGUUCUGUACUACGACUGCUACUGGUCUCUCACAGAUGGGAACUACAAUGGACAGAGCCAUAUACUGGACUUUGAGGCUUCAGAUGACUAUGUUGUCAAUCGGGGGCAGUAUUACUUCAAUAUACCGACUGCAGAGAUGUUGAGUCCCACAAUAACCGAGAAGGAUUGGAAACCAUUUGUAUACAUAGAAAAUUUGACAAACUCAAUGAAACUUCACAUAAUGCCCCCACCAGCCCAACUCAAGAUCACCGCUUACCAGAUAAGCAUCAUGAAAGAGUGCGACAAGGGCACCCAGUGCAAUGAAACGGUCAAACACACCACUGUACAAAUGAAUAACAACACCCAAGAAGUGACGUAUGACUACAGUUGGCCGAUCAAAGCCGGGUCGUACUAUUUUGUUGUGACCCCAAUUCAUGACAGGUGCCAAAGUGGGGAAGUAAAGUGUCAGUUUGUGAAAAGCCCCAAAAUUGUCAUCAGUGUGCAAGCCCACCAGACCCUGAACAUUUGCAUUGCUAGCAUCACCGCGCUGGUGGUGGCAACUCUGUUCGCCUAUUACAUUGUGCUACGCGUAAUACGACGGUACUGGUGCAAGGAAUAUGGACAAGAAAUCCCUCCACCAACCAAAGUGCUAGUGAUAUAUUCACCCGCGAACCGCUUGCACGCGGAGUGCGUGGCCUCAUUCGUGACCUACCUCCGCAGCGAAUACGGUCUCGACGUUAUGUAUGACGGCGACAUCUCACUCACAAGUCACGGCGACCCCUACUACUGGGCUGAAGAUGCUAUCAAACUGGCUUCACAUAUUAUGUACAUAGUUGGCCCUGCAGAAAACGCCAACCUAUACAACAAUAUAUACGACAAACCUAUCAAUGCACAUACAAACGUGGACAUCCUACUCCUAUCUUUACUCAAAGCAGUCCGAGCCUCAAGAUGUCAAAAGGACAUAAUGAACGUAUUCUUUGAACACUCGAACGGUUCGGUACCAAUCGAAACUAAACACGACAAAGUCUUUUUCCUACUCAAAGAUUGGCAGAAACUCAUCGCUCAUCUAUCAAAGAAUUUGUUGCCAAAGAAACAGAUUAUGAGAACGGAAAAAGGCAAAUGCUUUCUUGAAGAUUUGUCGAGGGCCAAGAAAUUGUUGAAUGGAAGGAAUGAUGAUGUCAUAGUUCGGUGUGAGAAGGGAUUUGUUGAGAAGAAAGUGCUCCUGUAAAUGUUGGUUCAUAUGUUAUGGGUUGCAAUAUUUGACCAAAUGUUGGUCCAAGUGUGGCCAUGACCAUUGGCCAAUUGCAUAUUAGAAAUUGCUGGUUUUCUGGAAGAGUGCUGUGAACUUUUUGGUCAAAAAUUGGUUCAAGUCCUAAUAACCAGUGAUUUACUGGCCAAAUUCUUGCGAGGUUUAUGAAAUAAACCAUAAUUAAUUUGCUAUGCAUUUUCUUUGUGGAAAUGUUGGGUGAAAAUGUGAAAAUUUUAAGAGUUGUGAUUGGCCAAUUGAUUAUUAUUAGUUGGCUAUUCGGUGGCCAAGCUAUAUUGGUUUGAAAUGCUAUGAUUUUUAAUACAAUUUGGUAUUGUGUAACAACAUGGCUAAUUUUCAUAUGGGUUGUGUAAUAAUGUGUAGUCUAUUAUAAA
Messenger RNA from Maniola jurtina (meadow brown), 2215 nucleotides. RefSeq lists its product as uncharacterized. The record is from RefSeq and is a predicted model, not a curated record. NCBI's taxonomy places the organism in Eukaryota, Metazoa, Arthropoda, Insecta, Lepidoptera, Nymphalidae. The transcript has 6 exons. The coding region runs from base 168 to 1802 and encodes 544 amino acids.